AUGUUCUCCCCUCCUCUCAUGCCCGAUCGAGGGUUUCGACGGUGGUGCCGCGCACUGGUGUGCGUGACGUCUGCGGCACUGGCGCUCGCGCUGCUCAUCCUGGCAGCGUGUGACUGCGUCGGCGCUGCUGCUGCGUCGGUGACGGUGACGACGACCCCGUCGCUGCCGCUCCUCGACGUGCCGUUCCACGCGGACGCGGCGGGUGUCAGCAAGGGGCACAAUGUGUUUGUCUCCACUCGGAGCGACUGCGGUGGUGCUUCGAAGGUGACGUCGGUGUGCACGGUCGGGAGUGCGGUGGAUGGCGUCAGCUUCGCGAACGGCACGUGCGUGUUCCAUGUGACGAGCGAGGCGCUGAGUGUCGACUUGACGAGGCCGCGUCCCACGGUUCCUGUGCUGCACUGGUGCAGCAGCGCUCAUCCCGGCGCGUCGGUGGGCGCGCUGCAGAUGAACGUGAUGGCGAUGUCACGACAGUUCGUGUUUCUCAACGUGGAGACGACGGUACACCUCAGCGAGGCCACGCCCAUCGGCACUACACUGGGAUUUUACGUUGUCAGCACGUGCGUUACGCCGUUGACGGUCCCCAAGUCCUUUACCGUCGCCGCCACACGCACUAUCACACUCAGAGCAACUGGUGCAGUGCCCAUGUACGUCUGCGCCACGAUACCCACUGUGUCGGGGAGCAUGACAGCGCUGGGACUUCGAGGAGUCGUAGCGGGCGCGCCAGUCUACGCUGUCCAGCCUUCUCAUGGGGUGCGCCAUCGCACCAUAUUGAUGACAUCGACAGCGGAGGGCGCGGCGAGGGUUGCACUUUCUCGGGACAGCGACUGCGACACAUUGGAGCAGCCCGCGCAGCUCGCAACGCUGAACGAGCGCUUCAGCUUCCGCAUCACCGCCCCGGCCGGCGUCUACUACUUGUGCGCAGCCACGAGUAUCAGCACUUUCACGCCGUCCACCAACACCUUCACGGUGGAGGAGUACGACGUGCAGCCGCACACGAUGUACGCGACCCGCGAGACUCCGCUGACCUACGGCCUGGGUGCGGCUGGCCGUGACGCGGAGCUGGAGGCGGCGCUGUCGACGACGACGGACUGCAUUAGAGGCUCGCUGGUGGUUCCUUGGGGAGCAUCGAUGUCGUGGGCAGUGCCAAGGGUGGGCACGUACUACGCGUGCGUUCGGGACCGCGGUGUGGCGAGCACUGCCGGGUACACGAGCGCGAUCACUGUGACGGACGUGCCGACGCUGGCGUUCUCGCCCGAUGAAGUAGUUGGGGGGCUUCCGAUAACGGUGACACUCAAACACCCCAGCGCGAUGACAGCGGAGUUUGAUGUGAUGCUCUCGAGCAAGCUCGACUGCGUCAACAUCUUCGCCAUCGUCCGAAAGCCUACCGGAACGGCCGUGGCCACACUGCCCACCGUCACUGCGCUGCAGGGGAGCGUGACGUACUGUGUCUCGAACCCGCUGGAGCCCAACGAGGACAUGCAUCGAGUGAGCUACCUGCUUGGCACACUGCGGACACGCAUGUACCGCGUCGGUCACGGAGCGUUGCGUAUCGAGUCGACACUGCGCUUCGUCCUGGACAGCGAGGUGCAGCUUCCCAGCGGGACGACUGUGGUGCUUGUACCUGAAGCCAACAAGCAUCCAUGCGCCGGCUCGAUGAACGCCGCCGCCGCCAUUGGUGAGGGAAGCGGCAUGAUGAUGUUCACUGUGUCGGGUGUGGCGGCGGUACUGCCGCCUGUGGUGUUCCCUACAGGGGGUGUGUGGCUCAUGUGUCUGCAGUCCGGCGACGGGCACCAGCUUGAAUACCUGAAUCUGCGCAAGUUCUGGAUCUACGGAGCAACGGCGCAGCUUUCACAGGACCUCGUCCUCGCCAACGUCAACACACCGGUGCAUGUUUCCGGGCUUGAGUCGGAUCACCAUGUCACCGUGACCUCCAGCAACACAUGCAGCUCAUCCACAGAGUGGGUUGCUAGCGGUACCGCAAAGGGCGGCGUUGCCACGCUGAACGUGCAGUCAGCCUCAGCAGGGAGGCUACUCGUGUGCUUCGCCUACCCUGCAGAAUCGGAGUCCUCGUCGACAAACAUUGAAGCGGACUACGCUCCCGUCGGCGAGUUUCAGAGCCUAGUCGCGCGCAUGUAUCCAAGCAUCGCGUACGUGAGCGAGACGACGACGCUGAGCUUCGCCGGGAUUGGGGGCAUGUCGCUGACGGGCUACCUCGCUUUCUUCCUGCCUCAUGCGACGUCAUGCAGCGAGCCCGACGCGACGGUUUUGGGUUCGGGACUGAAGGGGCCGGACGCGACGUCGACUGUGUCGUACGGGGCGGUGAGCGGCAGCGCGCUGGAGCGGGGAACCGUGUACCGCGUGUGCGUGGGGCGAUACAUAGGCGGCGGCUACUGCGACGCCGGCGUUGUCGCGGCGAUGGAGGUGCCGCCGGUGUCGACGGACCCGCCGGUGCCCGUGCGCGGGCUGCCCGUGCGGCUGCAGCUGCCGCCGAGCUUCGCGAGCACUGCUGCUGUGACGCGCUACGUCGUUGUGGGCGGGGCGGUGAGGUGCAGCGGCGACCUGAGCGGGACCCGUGUGUACGGGAGCGGGUCUGUGGACCGUGCGAGCGGCGCCGCAUCUGCGUUCAUGGCGCCUGCGCGUGCGAGCGGCGUGGACGCCGUGCGCGUGUGCGUGGGGUCGAAGGAGAGCCUCGUGUCGGACAGCCUGGGGUACGCGCACGGCGCGACGCUGCGGCUGGAGCAGUUCCGCACGUCGAUGGUGUACCUGCAGCGCGGCGUGCCGAACGUGCUGUCCGGUGCGCCGAUGGCCGCGACGGGGUCGCUGUACGUUGUCGCGUGCGACGGGAGGGAGUGCGACGCUGACAACGCUGACGGCGUGUGCCGCGCGAAGAUGUCGCAGGGCGCGACGAGCUCCUCGACGGCUGCGCUGGAUGCGCCGCUGGGGCGGUGCCUGCUGUGCCAGCGCGUGACGGUGGGCACGGCGGUGUCGGUGGUGGGCUCGGACACGACGGUGGAGGUGGUGGAGCCGUUUGAGAUGAGCCUCUCCGUAGACCCCUCUGCCAUUCGCGCGUACGUGCCGUUCGCAGUGACCAUGUCGGGCGGCCCUGGCGGCGCGGGGGCGAAGUACACGGGCUACCGCCUCACAGUACAGCCCGCGUCUGUAGUCUGUGGAGCCACGGCGUCCGAGUGGCAGGAUAUCAUGGUGGAGGGCGGCAGUGCGGAGAUCACCAUCACAGAUAUGAGGGCAGGCAAGAAAAUACGGUUCUGCACUUCCUCACCGCUACUAAGCAGCGUGAGCGUUCUGACGGGGACGCUGCAGCACUACAUGACACCUGCAGCUGUGAUCGGCGACCGCGCGACGACGCUGACGUCUGGCGGCGUGACGAGUGGCGCCACGGCGGUGCUGUCGCGCACGGCGGACUGCCUCGGCGUCGUGGCUGGCGGCGGCGCUGCGGCGAUCGUGGACGCGAGGGUGACGUUCACUGUGGCGUCGUGCGGCGCGAACGGUGCGCUGGCGUCGCUGUACUACUGCGAGGCUGCUGGCGGGGGUGCGUACGCGUCCCGCGGUGCGGUGGGGCUGCUGCGCGCGAGCGGGUGCGGCGGCGGCGCGGACGCGAGCAUUGCGGAGGUGGAUGCGGCGCCUGGCGCUGCGAUCGGCAGCUUCGGGAUCGACGCGGCGUACCUGGCGAGGCCGCGGCUGUCUGCGUCGUCGGACUGCGGCGUGCUGCUGGACGCGGCUGUUGCGAGCGUUGGGUACGCGCCCGGUGCUGGCGAGCGCGCUGCGUUCCACGUGUGCGCCGUGCUUGUCGGCGACGCGAGCGUGACGUUCACGACGGCGCGCCCGACGCUGCGCGUUGCGAACUGGGCGGUGUCGCCGACGGCUGCGGUGAGCCGGUACAACGCGACGCUUGGCGCUGCCGCGGCUAGUGCGGUGCGCGUGAACUACGCGACGCCGUCGAGCGAGACGUUCCUGAGCACGGCGAGCGACUGCAGCGUGCGGACGGCGGGCGCGGCGGGGCUGAGCGGCGCGUCGAAGACGGCGACGUACAGCACGACGGGCGUGCGCGGGCUUGUGCACGUGUGCACUGUGGCGCCGCUGAGCGGGAGGACGCUGGCGGUUGCGGAGUUCCUGUCCGUGACGCCGCCUGCUGUGCUGCGUGCGUCGCCGGCUGUUGUGCGCGGCGGCGAGUACAGCGCGACGCUUGUGGUGGACGGUGCGCCGCCGCUGUACUCGAUGGUGCCUGGUGCGGACAGCGGGUACACGCACAGCGGGUACUACACGAGCGCGAGCCGCGAGGUGUACCUGUCCGGGGACGCGUGCUCGGGCGUGCUUGCGGGGACGAGCGCUGCGACGGUGACGUCGAGCGGCAGCGUGUCGUUUGCGACGGCGGGCGUUGCGGCGGGCGUGAGCGCUGUGUGGCUGUGCGCGGUGACGGCCGCGGGGCCCGCGGUUGUGCUGGCCGGCGUGGCUGUUGCGCCCGGCCGGGUGUACCCGACGACAAUGGUGUCUGGCGCACUGGGCGCGCCUGUCUUCAUACCGAGCCUGAAGGGGACGGCGGUGCAGCUGAGCGCGUCUGCGAGCGGGUGCGGGUCUGUUGCUGGGAUGCCGAGCUUCACAACGGACGCGGAGGGCUACGGCGCUGUGGACCUUGUGGGCGGCGACGGCGGCGCGCUUGCGCCGGGCACGUACACGCUGUGCUACGGCGGCGCGCUGCGUGGCGGCGGCGGUGCUGCGGCGCUGGAGUCGGUGGAGCUUGUGCGCGCGUCGCACUUCGACGUGCGCGGGACGACGUUUGUUGUCGGCGUGGCGAGCCGGAUGGUGCUGCUGCAGGACCUGACUGCUGCGGCGCUUGUGCCCGGGUUCAGCACGGCGCGCGACUGCACGUCUGUGUCGAGCGAGCACGGCGAGUGGGCUGCUGUGACGAGCACGUCUGUGUCUGUGACUGCGACGGGCGUGUACACUGCUGGGCUGUACCUGUGCGCGCGUGCGCCGGUGAACGGGACGCUUGUGGCGCUGCCCGGGCUGUGGUCUGGGCGGCGGAGCGUGCAGUUCGUUGCGUCUGCGAUGCAGCUGCCGUCUGCUGGGUGGGACGCGUGCACGACGUACACGCUGGACCGGUGCUACCCGCCGGGUGCGAGCGCGAGCGGUGCGACGUCGGUGGUUGCGGUUGUGCACGGGGACUGCUGCAGCGAGGCGAGCCGGAGCGCGGUUGUCGGGGAGGCGAGCAUGGCGAGCGGGACGUGCGAGCUGACGCUGGACUACGACAAGGUGUCCGCGUACCCCGCGGAGUCGACGUACCACGUGUGCGUGUGGGACAGCGCGGACGACUCUGUGUGCACGACGGUGAGCGAGGCGCGCGUGAGCACGAGCUGCACGCGCCGUGGCGGCGGUGGCCGGGGGCUGAGCCGUGGCGCGGUUGCGGGGAUCGUCGUUUGUUGUCUAUUUUUUUGUUGCUGUCUGGCGUGCGUGGGCUUGUGGUGUUUCUGCUGUCCAGAUGUCGAUGUCAAGCCGGCGGAGGAGGUGGAGGUGGAGGUGGUGGAUAUUCCUGCGGACCCUUCGUUGGUGGUGAAGCUUGGCGGACGCCUCUCCGCGGUGGUGCACUGGCGCGGUGACUCGCCGGACGCCUCCUUCAGAAGCUUUAGCGGCUCCAUGUCAUCCGUGGGAACCGACGUGUCGCUGACGUUGAACCCGCUGCUGGUGAGUGCUGCCUACAGCAGCGGGGCUGCGCUACUGCCGGACGACCUUCCGAUAAUUCCUGUCACCGUCGACGAGAAAAUCAGGAGCCUGCCAAAGCUGGAGUGGGAGCACCGCCGGCGCCUCGCUGCUCGCGAAGGGGAGGCGCGGCGUGUGGUGCGGCGGCGGUGCGAGGCAAACCUGCAGGUGGUGAAGACUGAGGUGGUCGUUGUCGUCACUGCCGACGCCUACCCCGAUGGCGACGGCGAGGAUCAGACGGGGCCUGAGUAA
Leishmania mexicana MHOM/GT/2001/U1103 is the source of this 5964-nucleotide messenger RNA. RefSeq lists its product as hypothetical. The coding region runs from base 1 to 5964 and encodes 1987 amino acids. Lineage: Eukaryota; Euglenozoa; Kinetoplastea; Trypanosomatida; Trypanosomatidae. The transcript has a single exon. The record is from RefSeq and is a predicted model, not a curated record.